UGCUGCGCCGUCGCGCCGCCUCCUCCCUCCACUGACUGACUGACUGACUCCGGCGGCGGGACGGACCCGACUCGACUCGACCCGAGGGGCCGCAAGCCUGAGCAGAGAGUCCGGGGCCUCAGCCCCGCCUGCAGGCCGCUCCCGGCACGAUGGAGAGCACCGAGGAAGAUAUAUGUCGGGUGUGUCGGUCAGAAGGAACACCAGAUAAACCACUUUACCAUCCUUGCGUGUGUACUGGCAGUAUAAAAUUUAUCCAUCAGGAAUGUUUAGUUCAGUGGCUCAAACACAGCAGAAAAGAAUACUGCGAACUAUGCAAACAUCGAUUUGCUUUUACACCAAUUUAUUCUCCAGAUAUGCCAUCUAGACUUCCAAUUCAGGAUAUUUUUGCAGGAUUGGUUACAAGUAUUGGUACAGCAAUAAGAUACUGGUUCCAUUACACAUUGGUGGCCUUUGCAUGGCUGGGGGUUGUACCUCUUACAGCAUGUCGAAUCUACAAAUGUUUGUUUACUGGCUCUGUGAGCUCACUGUUGACAUUGCCGCUCGAUAUGUUAUCCACGGAGAAUUUGCUGGCAGACUCUUUGCAGGGUUGUUUUGUGGUAACAUGCACACUGUGUGCAUUCAUUAGCCUUGUCUGGUUACGAGAACAAAUCGUACAUGGUGGAGCUCCACAGUGGCUCGAACAAAAUCAAGCUCAACCACCCAAUGGAGUGGCUCAACAGAAUGAGCCUCAAGCUGCACCGAAUGCUGCAGCCGAGAAUCCACAAGUACCUCAACCAGCUGAAGAGGCAGAAGGAAAUGAAGCAGCAGUUGCCGGGGCUGCCCCUGCAGUGGCAGAGAAUGCCAAUGUUCGUGCAGAUGAGGGUGAGAAUGAGGAAGACGAGAACGAUGAUGAUGAUGAUGCGGUGGUAGAGGAUGGUGCUGAUGCCAACAAUGGUGUUCAAGAUGACAUGAACUGGAAUGCAUUAGAGUGGGACAGGGCUGCAGAAGAACUAACUUGGGAGCGUAUGCUUGGAUUGGAUGGCUCACUCGUUUUCUUGGAACAUGUCUUCUGGGUCGUUUCUUUAAAUACACUUUUUAUUCUUGUGUUCGCAUUCUGUCCUUAUCACAUCGGGCACUUCUCAGUAGUUGGUUUGGGUUUUGAGGAGUAUGUAAGUACCAAUGAUACGGUUCAAGCCUCACAUUUUGAAGGCCUGUUAACAACGAUAGUGGGCUAUGUGUUGCUGGCUAUGACUUUAAUUAUCUGUCAUGGGUUGGCUGCACUGGUGAAGUUUCAGAGAUCUCGACGUUUAUUGGGAGUCUGCUAUAUUGUUGUUAAGGUGUCUUUACUGGUGGUUGUGGAAAUUGGUGUAUUCCCUCUUAUAUGUGGCUGGUGGCUUGAUAUAUGUUCACUGGAGAUGUUUGAUGCUACUUUGAAAGACCGGGAACUAAGUUUCCAAUCGGCACCUGGCACCACAAUGUUUCUGCAUUGGCUGGUGGGAAUGGUGUACGUCUUUUACUUUGCAUCCUUCAUUCUUCUACUCAGAGAGGUGUUGAGACCUGGGGUCUUAUGGUUUUUGAGAAAUUUGAAUGAUCCGGACUUUAACCCAGUUCAGGAAAUGAUCCAUUUGCCCAUAUAUAGGCAUUUCAGGCGUUUCAUAUUAUCAGUGAUUGUCUUUGGGUCAAUAGUCCUCCUAAUGCUUUGGUUACCAAUUCGUAUUAUUAAGACCCUGUUCCCUGAUUUUCUACCAUACAAUGUAAUGCUUUACAGUGAUGCCCCAGUUAGUGAGCUGUCUCUGGAGCUUCUGCUGUUGCAGGUGGUGUUGCCAGCUCUACUCGAGCAGGGACAUACCCGGCAAUGGUUGAAGGGCCUGGUUCGAGCUUGGACUGUCACUGCUGGGUAUUUGCUGGAUCUGCAUUCAUAUUUGCUUGGAGACCAGGAGGAAAAUGAGAACAAUGCCAACCAGCAGGCAAACAACAAUCAGCAGGCUCGUAAUAAUAAUGCUAUUCCUAUAGUUGGGGAAGGGCUUCAUGCAGCCCAUCAGGCCAUACUUCAACAGGGUGGACCUGUGGGCUUCCAGCCUUAUCGGAAACCUUUACAGUUUCCCCUUAGGAUCCUGUUAUUGGUAAUCUUCAUGUGUCUAACAUUGCUGAUUGCCAGUCUCAUCUGCCUCACGUUACCAGUUUCAGCAGGUCGUUGGUUGAUGUCAUUUUGGACAGGGAGUGCCAAAAUUCAUGAACUAUACACGGCUGCCUGUGGGUUGUAUAUCUGCUGGUUGACUAUCCGAGCAAUUACGGUGCUAGCUGCAUGGAUGCCACAAGGGCGAGAUGUUAUUUUUCAGAAACUAAGGGAAUGGUCCCUCAUGAUUGUGAAAACGUUAGUAGUGGCCUUGUUGUUGGCUGGAAUGGUUCCUCUUCUUUUGGGACUUUUGUUUGAAUUGGUUAUUGUAGCUCCCUUAAGAGUACCUCUGGAUCAGACACCUCUCUUUUACCCAUGGCAGGACUGGGCACUUGGUGUUCUACAUGCAAAAAUUAUUGCUGCUAUAACGCUGAUGGGGCCUCAGUGGUGGCUGAAAACUGUUAUUGAACAGGUCUAUGCAAAUGGCAUUCGAAACAUUGAUUUACAUUUUAUAAUUUGCAAACUAGCAGCACCAGUCAUUGCAGUGUUGCUGUUGUCACUCUGCGUGCCCUAUGUCAUAGCUGCUGGCAUUGUACCAUUGCUGGGUGUGACGACUGAGAUGCAGAAUCUCGUCCAGCGUAGAAUUUAUCCUUUCCUUCUGAUGGUGGUGAUAUUGAUGGGAGUCCUAUCCUUCCAAAUCCGCCAGUUCAAGCGCCUAUAUGAACACAUUAAAAAUGACAAGUAUCUUGUUGGUCAACGACUUGUUAACUAUGAGCGGAAGACGGGUAAACAAACGAUGACAACUGCUUCACCAUCUUCUGAAGAAUAGUGGGUGUUGACUGACCCAGCCCUUUCUCCUAUGUGUUUCCUACCACACAACCCCAGCAAUCCCCCCCCCCCCCCCCCCCCCCCCCCCCCCCCAAGCCCCAACUUCUCCCUUUUCCCAUCGCUUAUGUUGAGCAAAAAAGUCCUACACAGUCCUGUCUGGUAACUGUAUAUGUGUAAAUAUAAUGAACAUUCUGAGCCCCUUUAAAGAUAAAUGAAUGUGCUUUGUAAAUCUUAAAAUAUGUAUAUUAAUUUAUUAAAUGUAGUCAUCACUUUAUUUGGACUAUUGUCCUACAUUCUGGGAGUGACGGUGGCAUAGAGGCAAUAUAAUGAGGUGUUUGAAUACUUCAUAAACUCACUUUUUUUAGAAAUGUUCAUAAUGGCUGAUGUUUUAAUACAGAAUAAAAAAUAAACUAUUGAGCAGGAAAAGAAAACCCAAACUGCAAAUGAAUGGCAAUAA
Messenger RNA from Leucoraja erinaceus (little skate), 3380 nucleotides. RefSeq names its product membrane-associated ring finger (C3HC4) 6 (gene marchf6). Gene Ontology annotation, cellular component: endoplasmic reticulum membrane. The record is from RefSeq and is a predicted model, not a curated record. Gene Ontology annotation, molecular function: zinc ion binding. The transcript has 26 exons. The coding region runs from base 150 to 2924 and encodes 924 amino acids. Lineage: Eukaryota; Metazoa; Chordata; Chondrichthyes; Rajiformes; Rajidae.